Penicilliopsis zonata CBS 506.65 is the source of this 1071-nucleotide messenger RNA. RefSeq lists its product as hypothetical. The record is from RefSeq and is a predicted model, not a curated record. Gene Ontology annotation, biological process: adenylate cyclase-activating G protein-coupled receptor signaling pathway. The coding region runs from base 1 to 1071 and encodes 356 amino acids. NCBI's taxonomy places the organism in Eukaryota, Fungi, Ascomycota, Eurotiomycetes, Eurotiales, Aspergillaceae. Gene Ontology annotation, molecular function: GTPase activity; GTP binding; G protein-coupled receptor binding. Gene Ontology annotation, cellular component: heterotrimeric G-protein complex. The transcript is spliced from 6 exons.
AUGGGUCUCUGCACAAGUAAAGAGGCCUCUGGGGAUGCGGAACAACGGAAGAAAAGCCAGAUGAUCGACCGGCGGUUAGAGGAAGACUCCAGGAGGUUACGGAGAGAAUGCAAGAUCCUUUUGCUCGGCUCCGGCGAGAGCGGCAAGUCGACCAUCGUUAAGCAGAUGAAGAUCAUCCAUCAGAAUGGGUAUUCUGUCGAAGAGUUGGCCUUAUAUCGUCUCACCGUUUACAAAAACCUUCUUGACUGCACUAAAGCUCUCAUCGGCGCCUACCGCCAGUUCUCCCUGGAACCCUCGAGCCAAAAGGUCCAGGACUAUAUCCAAUUCCUCACAGAAUACAGCGUCGACCCGGACCCAAACACCCCGCUUGAUGCGAAGAUCGGAGACGCCGUCACAUAUCUAUGGAAUGAUCCGUGUACUUCCACCGUGUUGGAGCAUCAGAAUGAGUUCUACCUCAUGGACUCGGCGCCAUACUUUUUUGAGGAAGCAAAGCGAAUAGCAUCCCCGGACUAUAUCCCCAACGUUUCCGAUGUGCUGCGGGCCAGAACCAAGACCACUGGUAUCUACGAGACGCGGUUUACAAUGGGUCAACUGAGCAUUCACAUGUUCGAUGUCGGUGGCCAGCGAAGCGAACGCAAGAAAUGGAUCCAUUGCUUCGAAAACGUUACCUCUAUCAUCUUCUGCGUCGCCCUGAGCGAGUAUGAUCAAGUAUUAUUAGAAGAAAGCAAUCAGAAUCGGAUGAUGGAGAGUCUCGUGCUUUUUGACUCAGUAGUCAAUUCACGGUGGUUUAUGCGCACCAGUAUCAUCCUCUUUCUGAACAAAGUGGAUCUCUUCCGACAGAAACUUCCCCGGUCCCCCCUGAGCAAUUACUUCCCAGAUUACUCCGGCGGCAACGAUGUCAACCGCGCAGCCAAGUACCUUCUCUGGAGGUUCAACCAAGUCAAUCGUGCACAUUUGAACCUCUACCCACACCUCACGCAAGCCACCGAUACCACAAAUAUCCGUUUGGUCUUCGCCGCCGUGAAGGAGACAAUCCUGCAGAACGCCCUAAAAGACUCGGGGAUUCUAUGA